Molecule: messenger RNA, 1178 nt
Organism: Panicum hallii
Lineage: Eukaryota; Viridiplantae; Streptophyta; Magnoliopsida; Poales; Poaceae
Product: transcription factor JAMYB-like
Exons: 1
Coding region: 134-1054 (306 amino acids)
Biological process (GO): regulation of DNA-templated transcription
Cellular component (GO): nucleus
Molecular function (GO): DNA-binding transcription factor activity; sequence-specific DNA binding
Source: RefSeq, a predicted model, not a curated record
CUCGCCACACGUUCACACGCACGCACACAGCUCCCGUGAUCAUCGAGCUCACUCCCUCACUCACUCAGUCACUUCCAGUCUCCGGCUACCUGUCCUGCAGCGAGCUCCCUUGAGCCCGGUCGCUCCGGCGUCAAUGGAGAUGGACGCGCUGUGGAUGUCUCCUUGCGGCGGCAUCAGCUUGCCGUCGUCAGCGGCGGGGGUCGGCGAGGACGAGGCCGCGGCGGCGGCGGAGCUGCGGCGGGGGCCGUGGACGGCGGAGGAGGACGCGCUGCUGGCGGGCUACGUGGCCGCGCACGGGGAGGGCCGGUGGAACGAGCUGGCGCUCGCCGCGGGGCUGCGCCGCACCGGCAAGAGCUGCCGCCUCCGGUGGCUCAACUACCUCCGCCCCGGGGUGCGCCGCGGCGGGUUCACCCCGCGGGAGCAGCUGCUCAUCCUCGACCUCCACUCCCGCUGGGGCAACCGCUGGUCCAAGAUCGCGGCGCAGCUGCCCGGGCGCACCGACAACGAGGUCAAGAACUACUGGCGGACGCGGGUGCAGAAGCACGCCAAGCAGCUCGGAUGCGACGUCGGCAGCGGCCGCUUCCACGACGCCAUGAGGAACCUCUGGAUGCCGCGGCUGCUCGAGAGGAUCCACGCCGACGAGUCAGCCGCCGGUGCUUCUCACUACUACUCCGCCGCCAGCCCAGCGCACGCGCCGUCCUCCAAGCCGGCGUACCAAAACGCGGCCGCACCCAUCAUCAGCAAUUGCGCACGCGCAACUUCACCGGAGGCCGCGUCGUGCGUGACCGGGUCGCCGUCGUCAUGGGAGGCGUCACCGGCAGCGCAGUUCCAGACGAGCAGUCCGACCAUGGCGGCUUGUUGGUCUACCGGGCAAUGCCAAAACGGCUACUCGAGCGCGUCGAGCGGCGACAUGUUCGAAGAGAGCUGGUCGGAGCUUCUUGCGCGGGCCAACCACGACGACGCGGAUUCCGCCGGCCUGCCGGACUUCGGAUUGGGAGAAACCGGAGACAAUUGGUGGAGUUUGGACGAUAUCUUGCAACAACCGCUUUACUGAUCGAAAUACUGUACUACUACAUAGUAUGCUGCUACUAAUGACCCAACUUUUUGUAGUGUGAUCUGAUUGACAAUUGAUUAAUCAGCAGAGUUAACAAAUAAAAAUGCAUGAUUAAUUUCAAUGA